Messenger RNA from Tetrahymena thermophila SB210, 561 nucleotides. RefSeq names its product glutaredoxin-like protein. The transcript is spliced from 3 exons. Lineage: Eukaryota; Ciliophora; Oligohymenophorea; Hymenostomatida; Tetrahymenidae. The record is from RefSeq and is a predicted model, not a curated record.
AUGAUUGCAAAUACCUUCAAGUGCAUGAAAAAUUUAAAGUUAAAAACUAACUAAUUUAACUUAUUAAGAAAUUUCGGCUAACAAUCUUAAAUUGGUGCCAUUAGAUCUCUUGCUGUUUACAAUAAAUUCUACUUUAGUAACAACGAACAACCUACUGGAGUUGAUGAGGGUUCUCAUGACGACUUUGUUUCAAAGAAAAAAGUAGGAGGAGUUGAUGGAAAUAAUUUAACUGAUGAACAAGCUCUUGAAAUGAUUAAUAAGUGGGUUAGCGGCAAUAAGGUUUGUUUGUUUAUGAAGGGAGAUCCUAAGGAACCCAGAUGCGGAUACUCAAACUUCGUAGUCCAAACUCUUAAAUUCUAUAAAAUCAAAGAUUACAAGAGCGUCGAUGUUUUGAAAUAUGAAGUAAUUAGAAAAUAAGUUAAGGUUUACUCCAACUGGCCCACUUUCCCUCAACUCUAUGUUGAUGGUAAGCUCGUAGGUGGUGCUGAUAUUGUCUAGGAAAUGCAUAAAGAUGGUAGUUUGAAGGAACUUUUUAACAAGGUAGGUUUACUUGAACAGUGA